AUUAACGUGCUCAUAUUAAAUAAUUAUGAACAAAUCAAGUUUAUGCGAGAACAUUUUGGAUCUCAGUAUAGAUAUAAUAGGCAAUAUUAAAACUAAGCUCUAGUGUAUCACAACACAACAAUUACCCAACCUUUCAAUUUACACGGUUAAUGCUUAAAUCGGAUCACCAGAACGAUUUUACAUGUUAUUUUAACAUUCUGCCCUAUUUGUAUGAAACACAACAGAUAAAUCAUCUUCCCCGAUUAUUUUCUUCUGAAGUUCAGUCCAUAACACCAACAUGUAGCACUUGGUAGCUCUAAAAAAGUCACGUGAGGUCCAUAAAGUUAGUUUUAUGGUUUUAGGGGGGUUGAAAAUGCGCUACAUAAUUCACAUUCUUGAAUGUAACUGACUGUUUAACUGCUUCAGCGGGAUUCUAAAGGUUGUGGGCAGCAUGCGGAGUCUUCUCAAACUGGACAGUCGUAAUAUCCCAUGCUGACUUUGCUGUCAACAAUGAUUUUCAUAAUAAUUCUGCUGGAUGUGAAAAGGCAACACGUCUUCUCUCAACAAGUGCACCACAGUGACGCUGUGUUCAUCAAAUGGAUAAACAACUGAGAAGAAGGAAUGUGACAAAAUAAAGAGAGGCUCCAGAGCAGAAAGGCAACGCAGCCUAUCCGUCAAGAAUGGCUUCUCGCCGAGCUUAACUUGUGUGAGUUUGGGAGAAAUUUCUUGGGGCUUUUCCCUCGCAAGAAGCUGUCCUCAUUGCUGUGGACAAUCAAUCGGGAGAAUGUAGGACCAAGCGCACAGCAUAAGCACCAUUCAUUGUCAUCUUCCAGCGGGCCUCCGGAACCACACUGUCACAUGACACAAGAGGCCAGAGUUUUGCUAAACCUCCAGAAAAGACUAACAUGAUAUUGAAAGCCGUGCAGAAAAUGCAGAUAAGGAACACUAUCGUCUGUCUCACUGCGUCGCGGAAUUAUUCGGAGAAGGUAGUUCUACAUUUGAACUCAAAGAAAAAAAUCCUCCCCAAAAAUAUUGAGUCAGCGACCGCCAAGGACCAAAAUGCAAAGUGAUAUUUAAUGCAGGACGACAAAUAGAAAAACGAAGAAAAAUGGCCACAAGAUCUGAAUCAAGACUUGCAUUAACUUCUGCAAACUAUACCAGAGAUAAUAUCAGAUCAACAGGUUUGCAAUAGUUUGUAGUGCAAACUGUAUACUGGAUAUAUUAUUGAAUGACAUAAUUCAAGCAAAUGCUACAAAUAGGAGCGUGGCGUCUUUUGUGGUGAGUAAAUAUAAGCCAAUUCAGAAAUCCUAAAUUUAGUAAGUUAGAAUGCAUACCUAUUUGAUGAAAUAUUACAAUUUUGUCAUAGUGUUAGAUGGGCCUAACUAUAUACUAUUGUAUUCGCUUUUUAUUAAAAUGUUGAUGCAAAGUUUAUUUAAAUGUAGAGUAAAAAAUAACCUCAUAACAGCACAGGAGCUACAAGAACCCUCCGGCUGGGAUUGAUUGACUCAAAAAAGCACAUACUGCUGGAAACAACUUACCAAGCAUUUGAUGCUGUAAACUUAAAAUCUGUUUUCGUAAGUAUAAAAAGAGUCUCUCUUGGUCGGACCAUCUCUGCAGCAAACCAAAACUUGCGCGAAACUUCAACAAAAUGUAUUAAUGGCAUCUACAAUGCCUAAGGUGAAAGUCCUUCCGCACACAUGGCUGGGCAUGGUUAUCUAGUCUAAUGGGUCGCGUUUCUGUCUCUUCUGAACAACCUCGUUUCCACAAAACUGCAAAUUCCCUAGAGCGUAACCCAUAACAAAGCUACCCUUCAAAUGACAAAAAGCCAAUUUCACGUAUUAUUUGCGAAAUUAAUUUCAAUCAUAGAAUAUUAGGCUUUAUUAAUGCACUUACUUUAUUAAAUAAUGUAACCUAUUUUGGGUUAAUAAAUCAGUCAAAUCACUGUGUAAAAAAAUUAAAUUGCCAUUAUAAUGAGGUUUUAGUGUGCUACUUUAUAUUGCGUUUAUUUUAGAAAGUUUUUUAGCUGCCCUAAUAGAAUUUAGCGUUUACUUUAGGAUAAAAUUACACGCUAAACCACUAUCUGUCAAAGAUAAAGAGAGAAAAAAUUUGAAGAUUAUUAGGAACAAAACUUCCUAGCUCCAUAAAUAUCUUACUUUAACGAAAGAUUAUAGACCAUAGAUUAUGUUUUCUAUGCUUAAAAUAGAUAUGCCCAUAUCUUACUUUAAAAGUUAAAGACAAACUUUAUUUGUGGGGGUCUACUAAGUCUAAGUAGGACUUCAGAUUUCGAAACAAUACAAGAAGAUCAAUAUUAGGUAAAAAAUACAAAGGCAAACUAAUUCACGUCAGAUGUUAUUGCGCAUCAUGUAUUUCAGCGGCCUAUUAAAUUUAUAGCUCGCUAAACAAAUACAGUUGUCCUCACCGUCACAGGUACACAAUAGCUAUAAAUUAUCUCUUGCUGUACUCGCUUUAAUUCACAUUAGACCUACAUAGCGACUUUAUCAGAUUGACGGGUGGAUUCGAUUGAUGUGUUUGUCAUGUAAAUACGAAUCGUUUGAUGGACACCUGCAACGCCCAGAGUGCUACCGCAGGUCGCACACUAUUGGCGCAAAAUUAGUCACAUGAUCUGUCACUUAACUGAUAUGAGCUCAGAUACAACUUUGCGUGGUUUGACAUACUGCUUAGAGGUUGUAGGGGCACUGGGACCACACAUCAGCUCAUAUUGACCCUGCUUAAUCAAUUUUGCUUGGUCAGUCAACAAUGAAUUCUUACUUAGAUUAUACGAUUUAUAACCGUGGUUCUAACACUUAUAGUUCGAAAGUUGGGUGUUUUCCUGUAGAGCAAGAAUACUUGCCAAGUGCUUGUGCAAGUACAAAUAGUUACAUUCCCGAGGGACGGCCAGUCGGAGGAAACACUUUCACAUCGGCACCGCACGAAACUCAUGGCACAUCUUACGCACAAAUUCAAUCGCAGCCCUUCCACCUCAACGUGGACAUGGGUAAAACAGGACACAGCAAUUUCUGCAAGCAAACCAGACCUCCUCAUUCGGACUAUGGACAUCAACACGUUCUCACUCAAGCAGAUGACCACAUGCGCCUUCAGUCCCCUGGCUUUUCCGUCGUGAAUAUGGGAGCCAAUAUUGGAACUUACAGUGAAUCAAACUGCAGGCCUGGCUCGGUCUCUGCAAGCCACUAUCAAUCAUAUGCAUAUGGAGAACCCGAACCACACGGCUAUGGUUCGUUCAGCAAGUAUCAGGUCUCCCCUGACAGUGACAGCGACUCCAAGACGAACAUUAAACAAGCGCCAACCUUUGACUGGAUGAAAGUCAAGAGGAAUCCCCCUAAAACAGUUAAAGUCGCCGAAUACGGAAUCCAUGGCCAGCAGAACAUAAUACGCACCAAUUUCACCACCAAGCAGCUCACGGAACUUGAGAAGGAGUUUCACUUCAACAAAUACUUGACCAGAGCGCGCAGAGUGGAGGUGGCCGCCACACUCGAACUGAACGAAACGCAGGUUAAAAUCUGGUUUCAGAAUCGCAGAAUGAAGCAGAAGAAGCGCGAGAAGGAAGGCACGGCCCCGGUGAUUAAAAGAGUAACCCUUUGCUCUUCUGGUCAAAACGCAGACCACUCAACUAGCUCAUCGCCUGGUGCUUCGCCUACCUCGGACUCUUCCACUGCAAUUUGAUGAGUGCCAGACUUUCGUUUCGUUGCUGGAGGACUAUUUAACUUAUUCUGUCGUAGAAAAAAAUAUUGUUUACGUGCUAUUUGUGUUUUUGUGCUGCAUUAGAACUACUAAAUAGAUGCAUUAACAGGGUAUAUGCUUAACGUUCAAAUGUUCUUUUUCUUGUUGUUGUCGUCCGGUCAAUUAUUUUGCACUACAGAUUCAUUCCUCUGUUGAAAGAGUAAUAAAAUGUGAAAAAGACUGACAUGUUUAUGUAUUUCGAAUAUAUUCGGACCUGUGACCUGAUAAAUAAAUAUUUUAUUUUUCUGAAA
This is a messenger RNA of Danio rerio (zebrafish), 3968 nucleotides long. NCBI's taxonomy places the organism in Eukaryota, Metazoa, Chordata, Actinopteri, Cypriniformes, Danionidae. The record is from RefSeq and is a predicted model, not a curated record.